Molecule: messenger RNA, 1341 nt
Organism: Thalassophryne amazonica
Lineage: Eukaryota; Metazoa; Chordata; Actinopteri; Batrachoidiformes; Batrachoididae
Gene: gxylt1b
Product: glucoside xylosyltransferase 1b
Exons: 7
Coding region: 63-1316 (417 amino acids)
Biological process (GO): protein O-linked glycosylation via N-acetylgalactosamine
Molecular function (GO): UDP-xylosyltransferase activity
Source: RefSeq, a predicted model, not a curated record
GGUAAUUUGACAACUGCGGUUUACCAUGAUUUCGGCGCCCUGUCGUGUUUUUAAACUGCAUAAUGCGGCGUUCCAUUCGUGCGCUUUUGUUGUGCACGGUGUUUGCCGUCUUUUCGGGUUUGUACGUUUAUACUAAGCUGUUUUAUUCAGAUGUGCCGGCCGGAAGAACCGGAACGAAGAGGAUUUUUAUAUCACCGAAAGUUCCUGUAACAAGACGAGGGGCCGCGGACAAAACUGAGCCCCGAAGCAAACACUGGUACAAUAGGUACAUCAUACAGCAUCAGGGUCGUGUGGACGGUGCGAGAGACAGUGGACAAAGCAGACCUGAACCUCUCAUGCAUUUGGCCGUGGUGGCCUGUGGACCAAGGCUGGAUGAGACCGUGACCAUGAUCAAGUCCGCCGUGAUUUUCAGCAUCAAAUGCCUCUACCUGCAUAUCUUCGCUGAAGACCAGCUACAUGCUAGCUUCAUGGAAGCUUUGGAGCUGUGGCCGAACUUUGUUCGCUCCCGGUUCAACUACACCGUCUACUCCAUCAGCUUCCCCAGCGAGAAUUCUGCAGAGUGGAAGAAACUCUUCAAGCCCUGUGCAUCUCAGAGACUCUUCUUACCCAUGAUCCUGAAGGAUGUAGACUCGAUCAUCUACGUUGACUCUGACAUCCUCUUCCUGCAGCCUGUAGACCAGCUGUGGGAGUUCCUGUCAAAGUUCAAUUCCUCGCAGCUGGCAGCUAUGGCCCCGGAGCACGAGGAGCCUCGAAUCGCCUGGUACAACCGCUUUGCUCGCCACCCGUUCGUCGGCAAGACAGGCAUCAACUCAGGGGUGAUGGUCAUGAACAUGACGAGGCUGAGGAACGCAUUCUUUAAGAAUGACAUGACAUCAGCUGGGUUACGGUGGGAGGAGCUACUGAUGCCUCUGCUUCAGAAAUAUAAACUCAAUAUAACUUGGGGAGACCAGGACCUUCUCAACAUAAUAUUCCACCAUAAUCCUGAGUAUAUGCUGGAAUUCCCAUGCCAGUGGAAUUACCGACCAGACCAUUGCAUUUAUGGAAGUAACUGCGCUUCAGCUGAAGAAAACGGCAUCUGCGUCCUCCAUGGCAACAGAGGAGUUUACCAUGACCACAAACAGCCGGCCUUCAGAGCCGUCUAUGAGGCCAUACGGAAGUACACGUUUGGCGCCAACCCACUGACGUCUUUGUUGGCCCCUAUGGAAGAGGAACUGAUGAAGACGACACAUACGUACUGUGGUAAAGCCCAUGCAGUGUUCACCAAGAGACUGGUACGUAGCCUGACAAAUGUCAACAGGAUGUCCUCCCAGGGAUGACAACAUGACAAUGGAGACCAGAAGG